Molecule: messenger RNA, 319 nt
Organism: Racocetra persica
Lineage: Eukaryota; Fungi; Glomeromycota; Glomeromycetes; Diversisporales; Gigasporaceae
Source: the annotation of a GenBank genome assembly
GGCAAGAAAUUUGAUAAGCCAACCUCUGCAGAAGAUAUCGGUCCUUUUAUUGAAUUCCACGGGCUAAACAAAGAAGAAAUCCUUGAACCAUUAGAGUCAUUCAAAAACUUUAAUGAAUUCUUUUAUCGUAAGCUGAAGCCAGAAGCUAGAAAAUGUGAUUCACCAGAAGAUCCCCAUGUUUUAGUUAGUCCGGCCGAUUGUCGUAUGAUGUGUUUUCCCACAAUAAACAAAGCUACAGAAAUUUGGAUUAAAGGGCACACCUUUACAGUUUCUAAAUUACUUAAUGAUGAUGAAAUGGGUAAAGAAUUCGAAGGUGGUA